AUGGCGGUCGACUCGGUGUCUGAGGAGAAAGGUCGACAGGAAGACGGGCAAGACGAACGAGACGGGCAAGACGAACGAGAGGACGGUGCACGGCGGGAUGGGAGAGAGCCCUUCCUGCUGCUGUCACCGACCCAGCAUGCGCCGGCGAACGGCCUGGCGAUGGACGGCUCCUCGCACCAGAGAGGCCACGGCCAUACCCACGCCCGAUCCCGCUCCCUGGCGGCGCCGUCGAGCGCGCCCGUCAUGGCCAGGGCGCACUCCUCCCCCGGGCUCGACUCGAGAGGCAGAAUCGUCUUUCCCCGGAGCAGUCCAGGCAAGGCCUCGUCUCCCGUCGCUGUCGGUUACGGGGCCCCUCCCCUUGGGCCCCAAGAGCUCCCCUUGCGUCGUCCCAGUCCGCUACGGACCUCCUUCGAGGGCCAGGCAGAGCAUCAUCAUCAUCAUCACCACCAGCAGCAGCACGGCGGUGGACACGGGAUAACGGCCAUCUCAGAGCCCAUCUCAGAGCAGCCGGAGCUGCAGGCCUCGCCGGUAUCCUACACCAGCCAUCCCGGUAGCGGUGGCAGCACCAUGGCCGGCAGGACGGGGAGCGGCCGUUCAGUCUCGCCGUCGUGGUCCCCGGCCGUCCACAACACCCUUCCGCGUGUCUCCCGGCGUCGACCGUCCUCCCCCUUGCUCCCCAACUACACGUCAAACGGCCACGCCGGCGUCCUUGCUCCCACCUCGUCCGCGUCGUCAGCCGCCUCGUCCCCCUCGUCACGGCCCUCUCCGCUCAUCCUGCCCAAGUUCAACGAGCCGUACCCGGUCUACCCCUUCUCCCUCGCCUCCUCCAUGCCCUCCACCCCGACCAGCAUCCGGUCUCGCUCCCCCAGCAUCUCCUCGCUCGAGACCAUACCGGACAUCCCGGACGCAGAGGCCGCCGCCAUCGAGGCCGACCAGAUCGCCCGUCUCAAGGCCGCCGCCGACAGGGCCGAUGCUGCAGCGGCUGGCGGCUUCCUCGCCUCCUCUGCCGACCUGAAGAGACGCAGCGCCCUCGACAUGUCUCCCUCCCUUGGCUCCCGCUUUGGCUCCGGCUGGGCCGACAAGCGGAAGCGCUGGAGCGUCUGCGGCGCCGAAGGCAGACAGGACCUCGACCUCGAAACCAUAUGGGAGGACUAG
Molecule: messenger RNA, 1155 nt
Organism: Microsporum canis CBS 113480
Lineage: Eukaryota; Fungi; Ascomycota; Eurotiomycetes; Onygenales; Arthrodermataceae
Product: basic proline-rich protein
Exons: 1
Coding region: 1-1155 (384 amino acids)
Source: RefSeq, a predicted model, not a curated record